AUGGCUUUCUGGUCCGCGAAUGAAUCAGAGGAUUCGGCGGUGACAAAAACUGUUAAUUGUCAACCUUACACAAAAAGAAGAAAAUGCGAAAGUGAAGAGACUCCUGGUAAUAAAGGAGAAGAAGAGUCCGGUUCAUCAGAAUAUGAGGCCGAGAAAAAAAACAAAUUAUUGGAAGCAUUUUUAAAUCUUCAAAAAUCGAGAUAG
This is a messenger RNA of Entrophospora candida, 204 nucleotides long. The record is from the annotation of a GenBank genome assembly. Lineage: Eukaryota; Fungi; Glomeromycota; Glomeromycetes; Entrophosporales; Entrophosporaceae.